UAUAAAUUUUAUGCAUUGUUAGGAGCACACGGUGUCGCUAGUGGGAUUUAUUUCUGCGCCAAAAUACAUAGAACUGGGUUUCGGUUUUCCUGAAAGUAAGUCCCAUUUAAACAUAAAGCAGUUUAAUUCUGAGUCAAUAUGUUUAGGACUCGGAUUUACAACGUAUUAAAACAGCCCUAUGCCUGUGGGAAACAGCUGUCAAAAACUAAGAUACAUUGUACCACGUGUCCAGGGUUAGAUUGUCUCGGUUGUCAAAAUUUGCUGGCUAGUUCUUAAAGGGUCCUAAGAUUCACGGCAAUUAAAUACUAGAUGGAGCACCUUCACACUGUCAAUCAAUGCCAGCUUCUGCUCAGCCCCAUUGAAUUCGGUGUAUUUACUUUAAAGAAUUUAAGACAAUUUAAAAGCGGGCGACUUUCAAACUUUUAAAAUAGUUUUUUUGUGAAUGAACGAUCGCUUAUGUCAGGUCGAACGGCAGGUCUUUCAUUUCCCCGUCAAAGUCGGUGUGAGUUGUGAUUUGCUCAAACCGAGAAAUUGCUUCAAAACCAGCCAAUGGACACUCGGCAUCUGGCUGGCCAAUCAUGAACGAAACCUGAACGCUUGUAACUCUUUGCGAGUUCUCAGCCAAUAGGAAAUGAAGAAUACAAGUCUUUCAUUUGCAUAUCGCCAAUAUAAAAAACAGCAGCGCUCCUGAGCCCGCGGUGACUGCAGAGCGCACGAAACGGCAGAGAUGCCGGAGCCAGCGAAGUCAGUGCCGGCUUCCAAAAAGGGAUCCAAGAAAGCUGUGACGAAGACUCAUAAGAAAGGCGAUAAGAAGCGGAAGAAAGUUAGGAAAGAGAGUUAUUCUAUCUAUGUCUACAAAGUUCUGAAGCAAGUUCACCCGGACACUGGCAUUUCCUCCAAAGCCAUGAGCAUCAUGAACUCCUUCGUGAAUGAUGUUUUUGAGCGCAUCGCUGGGGAAGCCACCCGCUUAGCGCACUAUAACAAGCGCUCCACUGUCACCUCGAGAGAGAUUCAAACGGCUGUCCGGCUCUUGCUGCCCGGGGAGCUGGCUAAACACGCUGUCUCCGAGGGCACGAAGGCUGUCACCAAGUAUACCAGCUCCAAGUAAAUUACCGCCACUCACUGCAACCUAACGGCUCUUUUAAGAGCCACCUAUUUUUUCAUUAAGAGAGCUCUACGACACUUCUGUCCCCUACUAA
Messenger RNA from Podarcis raffonei (Aeolian wall lizard), 1199 nucleotides. RefSeq names its product histone H2B 7-like. Lineage: Eukaryota; Metazoa; Chordata; Lepidosauria; Squamata; Lacertidae. The coding region runs from base 728 to 1108 and encodes 126 amino acids. Gene Ontology annotation, cellular component: nucleosome. The record is from RefSeq and is a predicted model, not a curated record. Gene Ontology annotation, molecular function: structural constituent of chromatin; DNA binding; protein heterodimerization activity. The transcript has a single exon.